AUGAAGAAACAAAGGGUAGUCAAACAAACUAAUCAAGAUUAUAUUACUACAUUACCUUAUAGUUUAUUGUGUAACAUUUUAUCUUCUCUUAAGAUCAAUGAAGCUGUCAAAACAAGUGUUCUAUCUUCAAAUUGGAGAUACGUUUUCACCAAUCCAACCAACCUUGUUUUUGAUUCAGAAAAUAUGUUAGUGAAAGAUUACUCAUUUUCAAAUAUAUGUCAAUUAAGCAAAGUAUUGAUUUUUAAUAUCAAAAUGAAGAGAGCUUCUAUUUUUGUGAGUAAUGUGAAUAAAUAUUUGUCGAGUGUUACAAACGUGCGAAAAAUCAACAAGUUAAAGAUUUGUUUCACAUUUCGUAGUAAAGGGUAUGGUUGUAGUGAUCUCGAUGAAUGGAUUCGUUUUGCGGUUGAACGAAAUGUAGAGGAGAUUGAUCUUUGUUUGUUUGAAGAGUAUCAUCUUAGUGCUCCUAAUGAUGGUCCAUGUUAUGUUUUCCCUUGUGAUAACAUUGUUUGUUUCAAUUUGUUUUUGAAGUGUUUGCGCUUAGCACAUUGUGUACUUGCUCCAAAAAAAUCAUGUUAUAGUUUUAGUACACUCGAAACUUUGGAUCUCUUCAAAGUUGAUUUGAAAUCUGAAAAACAUAUUCAAAUUUUAUUGUCGAGUUGUAACAGCCUUGAAUGGUUGAGUUUUUCGGAAUGUUAUAAUAUGGAUUACUUGAAAAUUGAGCACUCUUUUUGCAAGGAGUUAAAGUACUUGAAAGUGAAUCUUUGUCUCCAAUUGAAGGCAAUUAUUCUCAAAAGCAGCACUUUAGAGACCUUGGAAUAUGUUGGAAGCAAAGUUGAAUUCUUUUUUGACACCCCUAUGCUUAAAAGCUUCUUUGGUCGAGUCAUUGAAUCUCAAGGUCAUAAUGGUGAAAAUUGGCUAGUUUGGAAACUUUCCACCGAUCUUCCUCGCCUCAAAAAUUUGUUCCUUGAAUGCAGUUGCACGGGCGAGGUUAUGACAAAUAGAUUCCACACAUUUCAAAAUUUGAAGCAUCUUGAAGUUAUAAAAGUAGCCAUAUUUAGACAAGACUUUUCAUGGAUACCAAUUGCUCUCAAUGCAUGUCCAUCUCUUGCAAAACUUAAGCUUCAUCUAAGAACCUAUUUUAACAUUGAUGAAGAGUUAACACAUUGGUUUCCAACAAGUCCACACAAUCAUCUAAAGGAAAUAACUAUAACAGGAAUUAGAGGUCACUCAAGUGAAAUUGCAAUUGCAAUUUAUCUACUAAAGAAUGCAAUUUCCCUUGAGAAAAUGAUAGUUGAUCCUCGUCCAAGAAUUUACCUUGGAAAUGGUAAAUGUGUUUGUUCUGAAGCUAGUGAGGAUUGGAGCAUGAUUGGGAGGCACAAGGUUGAAAUUCUUCUCAAGCAAGAAGUUAGUUCAUUAGUUGAAUUGUUAAUCUUGUGA
Lathyrus sativus (Indian pea) is the source of this 1437-nucleotide messenger RNA. The record is from the annotation of a GenBank genome assembly. NCBI's taxonomy places the organism in Eukaryota, Viridiplantae, Streptophyta, Magnoliopsida, Fabales, Fabaceae.